This is a messenger RNA of Fusarium verticillioides 7600, 1014 nucleotides long. RefSeq lists its product as hypothetical. NCBI's taxonomy places the organism in Eukaryota, Fungi, Ascomycota, Sordariomycetes, Hypocreales, Nectriaceae. Gene Ontology annotation, molecular function: protein kinase activity; ATP binding. Gene Ontology annotation, biological process: protein phosphorylation. Bases 1 to 1014 code for a protein of 337 amino acids. The transcript has a single exon. The record is from RefSeq and is a predicted model, not a curated record.
AUGGGCGUGAAUACAGAAGCGACAGUGUCACCGCCCUGGAGUGUGAUCGAGUUCACCUUUCAUAGCCAGCAUACAGACACAGAGUUUGUAGUAAUGUGCAACUACCGCCAGUUCAUUAUUUCCGCAUCCGCAGACAGCUUCUCCCAGUCAUCGGCCUUGCGAAAUAAAUAUCUAUUCUUUUUAAAAGUUGCCGAUAACUAUGAGCUCGACGGGUAUACUCUGGAAGACUUUUACGACUGGAUUGUCGCCCCCCUGCUGCCCAAAUUUAGAGAGGUGCCAGAGAUCACUUCAACCCUGACACUUCAACACUUUCUUUUCCCUGAGACAUGCAGAUAUGAUAUCCAGGGAGACGGAGAACAGCUGGUUGCCUCAGCGUCUACUGAUAGUAGCGAGGUGAACCCCAUGUUCGGCAUCCAGCUACCAGAAGAGAGUUGCGCGCCUUGGCAUCAUUUCGACCCUAAGGAUAUCCAGCUGCCCAGGAAGAAGAACGAGCACGGGCCACCAUCAUAUCUGCCUUCCAGAGUUCUUUUGAAGGACGGAAAUGCCGCCUUUUUCAAGCCAAUGAGGUGGGGAGACCAGAAAACGUUCAUGAACGAGCUUGAGAAAUACAAGAACAUUCGCGACGCCCACCUUGACGAAUCGCUUCGAAUCUCACGCCUGAUUGGCCUGGUACGAGAUGGAACUGGUCCGGUCUUUGGCUUGCUCUUGACCUAUAUAGAUUGCGGUCGUAAGACCUUGCUGUGCGCAGCAGGACCGGACAUAUCGAGGGAGCUCAAACAAUCCUGGGCUCAGCAGGUCCACGACGCAGUUCAGCAACUGCAUGCUGCUGGUAUUAUUUGGGGCGAUGCGAAGCCGGAUAAUGUCCUUGUUGACAGAAAGAACGAUGCAUGGCUGAUUGAUUUUGGUGGAGGCUAUACAAAUGGCUGGGUGCCCAAGGAACUAGCGGGAACCGUAGAGGGUGAUUUACAGGGCUUGAAGAGGAUUAAUGAGUUCUUACUUAAUGGAAGUCUGUGA